GCGAGGAUCUUCCUGUGGCGGCUUGGAGACACUUUGAUAGAGGACUGUCCGUGUUUACAGAAGCAUCGGGCGGCAGAGGGGCAAGCCAUGCCACACUGAUACUGGAGUAACAGAGCUGACAGUGGAAGUAUGUGUUAAGGGCUGUCUGUUGAAUUCUGAACUACCUGGAGCCCACUGAUAUUCUGCUUUGGCUGUUUGAGGAAGUUGUUCUAGCAAUGGGGAGGAAGAAGAUCCAGAUCACCCGGAUCGUAGAUGAGAGGAACCGCCAGGUGACUUUCAUGAAGAGGAAGUUUGGUCUGAUGAAGAAGGCCUAUGAGCUGAGUGUUCUGUGUGACUGUGAAAUCGCCCUCAUCAUCUUCAACAGCUCCAACAAGUUGUUCCAGUACGCCAGCACAGACAUGGACAAAGUCCUACUGAAAUACACAGAGUACAACGAACCCCACGAGAGCAGAACCAACUCUGACAUUGUAGAGGCCCUGAACAAGAAGGAGCACAGAGGCUGCGACAGCCCUGAUGGUAAUGCCUCCUACGUCCUCACCCCCAACACCGAGGAGAAAUACAAGAAGAUUAAUGAAGAGUUUGACAACAUGAUGAAGAGUCAUAAAAUUUCCACAGGCCUUCCACAGCAGAACUUCAUGCAUUUAGCACCAGGCAGUGUGUCGUACAGCUCCGGAGGAGGAGGAGGAGGAGGGGGAGCCACCUCCCAAGCUCUAGCUGCAGCCACAGCAGCUCUGGCUGACAGUGGGAUCCUCUCCUCACCUCACACACACCUCCACAGAAACAUUAACUCUCCACAAAGACCUCCCAGCACUGGAAACACAGGUGGUCUGCAGGGCAGUUCUGAUCUGGCUUUGCAGAACGGGUCUGGACCAGUUGUGAAUGGUUUCGUGGGCUCACCUGGUGGAAGCAGCUUGGGGAAGAUCAUACCAGCCAAAUCUCCUCCUCUUCCACCUCCUGGGAACAGCCUGGUCGCUACCAGCCGCAAGACAGAGCUCCGAGUGGUCAUCCCUCAGUCCAAAGGAAUGAUGCAAACACUGAGUAACCAGAGGCUGAGUGGCAGUCAGUCCAGCCAGCCUCUGUCCACCCCAAUGGUCUCCAUCACCACACCCAGUCUGCCUCACCAGAGUAUGGCCUACUCCAGCAUCAACUCUGCUUACAAUAACGAUUACUCGCUGAGCAGUGCAGAGCUGUCAGGCUUCAGCGCCCCUGCAGGUCCUUCUUUGGGCUCCAUGGCGGCAUGGCAGCAACACCAGCUGGGCUCACUGGGGUCAGGCAGCUCCAACCUCUCCAUCAACACCAGCCACAUCAAAGCCGAGCCGAUCUCCCCACCCCGCGACCACGUCAGCCAAUCAGGGUACAUGACCCAGGCUCAUGCCCCUCCUCAUCAUCACUCCUCCACCUGCUCAUCCACCAGAGCAGAGAUGGGGAGGUCUCCUGCAGACAGCGUCAGCUCCUCCUGCAGCUCCCACGAGGGCGCCAGCGACCGGGAGGAGCAGCAACGGCUGGACUUCCACUCUCUCCCUGUGAGUCGGUCAGAGAGUCCGACGGUCAAACGAAUGCGAAUGGACAGCUGGGUGACAUAAACCCCGCAGUCACAUGAUGACACAACACCAGGGCAAACGCAGGAAGGACACUGUUAUGCAAUGUGGAUUUUAUUGAUGUGUUAUUUUUCAUUAAACUAUCUGUUGGUAUGUCUUUUUUUUUUUUUUUUUGGUGGUCACGUGUUUGAAAAGGGUUGAGCGAAAUUAGCCUGAAAAUUCUGGAUACGUCAGAAUCAUCUCAUCACCUUUCAGGAAAUCUUCAUUUGUACUUCACACACAACCAUCCAUCCUUUAUAAAAUGGAAAUCACUGAAGCAUCACAGACUGAUAAUGUGGGUCCAAUUGCAGUACAAUCUGUCAUUGUCUUAUCCAGUGGGAUGCAGUACAGUACGCAGAAGAAUCAAAAAGGCGAGAUGUGGUCAGUCAGUCUCGUGGCUUCAUGAUGUGGGUAGUAAAGAAGUGCUUCUGGAUGUCUCCCACUGGGUGUCACCCAAUUCAUUUCUGAUCUUCUCAGGGUUGAAACGUUGAGCAAGUCCAACAUGAAAGCAAUAGUCCCUCCACAUCAUCCCUGUUCUUCUCUUUAUAAAAACACUUAUUUAUAUUAGCCAAAGCAGUAUGCUGUUUGUGUGUGUGUUUUUAUAUUGUGCACAGAAUAAGACAAUAUUUCAUUCAGAGUUCAAACUGAAAGCCAUGGACACUUGCUCUUUAUGUACUACCAAAAUAUGUCAUUAUUGUUUUGUAUAUACUAUCUUUAAUAUAUAUCACUUUUGGUGUAACUAUAUAUUGUUAAUCUGUGUGUUGUAUCUGCAUGACACCACCACCUUGUUUUACAAAAGUAGGCUAUAUUUUUGUGGAUGACAGCCAUAACUGCAAGGCAUUGUCCUUUCCAUUCUCAUCAAGCGUCUGCUGGAUAAAUCUUUUUUGUGAAGGACAACAUGUUGCACUAUCUUGAAACCAGGUAUACAAAAAUAUACUGGGAGGUAAUGCACUCUGGAAAACAUAUUUUAAUGAACAAAUUUAGCUCUUCAGAAAUUGAGACAAACAUGGCACUAGAUAAGACGGAGAGAUAAAUCCGGCCAGACUGAUAAGGUGAGGUGAGGAUACAUCAGCUCAUAUGGGACAAGAUGAAAUCUGCUUUUUUGAUCACAAAGAGAAAUGCAUUUCUUAACUAACCACAGAUAAAGGCUAACUGAAAUAUGUAAAUGCACACAGUACUGCUGCUUUUGUCAUACAGAUUCAUGUACAACCCUGAAUCCAAAAAAG
This is a messenger RNA of Chelmon rostratus (copperband butterflyfish), 2803 nucleotides long. Its product is annotated as myocyte-specific enhancer factor 2A-like. Gene Ontology annotation, molecular function: protein dimerization activity; RNA polymerase II cis-regulatory region sequence-specific DNA binding; DNA-binding transcription factor activity, RNA polymerase II-specific. The transcript is spliced from 11 exons. Lineage: Eukaryota; Metazoa; Chordata; Actinopteri; Chaetodontiformes; Chaetodontidae. The record is from RefSeq and is a predicted model, not a curated record. The coding region runs from base 216 to 1583 and encodes 455 amino acids. Gene Ontology annotation, biological process: cell differentiation; positive regulation of transcription by RNA polymerase II; heart development.